This is a messenger RNA of Spirodela intermedia, 2511 nucleotides long. NCBI's taxonomy places the organism in Eukaryota, Viridiplantae, Streptophyta, Magnoliopsida, Alismatales, Araceae. The record is from the annotation of a GenBank genome assembly.
AUGACGAGCAGCAGCUCCCGCGUGACCGCCCAACUGGAACUGAAGGCCCCUCCGUACCCACUGGUGACGCCCCGAACCUGAAAGCUCCUCCUCCCGAAGAUUUCUCAAGCGUCUGGCGUACUGACGACUCUUCGCCACUCCUGUUCUUUCUGGUUGCCCCUAGGAUGCUCUGGAACCGUACAUGAGCCAGAAGACGCUCGAGUUCCACUGGGGGAAGCACCACAGGGGCUACGUCGAUAAUCUUAACAAGCAGAUCGCAGGGACGGAUCUGGAUGGUUUAACUCUGGAGGAAAUUAUCGUCAAAUCCUACAAUAAAGGGAGUCCUCUCCCCACGUUCAACAAUGCCGCCCAGGCAUGGCGCCCCGUUCUACUACACUCUUUCUGCACUUUGUAGUGUUCUUAAAGAAUCUUGGAUAUAUGAUACUGGUUUAAGUUGUUGGUGACGCUCUGUACUUUUCCUUUUCAUGCUCAACUGGAUUUAUGUUUCUUGGGGCAUUUUUUCUGCCCCCUUUUCGUCUUGUUCACACUGCAGAUCUGGAAUCAUGAUUUUUUCUGGAGUUCCAUGAAACCAGGCGGCGGAGGAAGACCAUCUGGGUUGGUGUUGGAGUUGAUAGAGAGGGAGUUUGGUUCAGUCGAAGCGCUCCUGAAUGAGUUUAAGCAGGCGGCACUUACUCAAUUUGGUUCAGGCUGGGCUUGGCUGGGAUGUUAGUGAUUCCCACACAUUUUCCUCCUUUUUUAAUUUUCAGUAGUGGGAUACAGAUCAUCUUACAAAGUUCCUUUCGUUCGAUGGAGAAAAUUCGAUAUUCUUUUCUGAUUUGUGGAUCAUAUCCACCAGAUAAGGGGAAGAAAGAUGUUGAGGGAAUUGCUGUGAACCCUUCUGCUUCACCGGAACAUAAUAAACUUGUUGUUGUGCAGACUCCUGAUGCUGUGAACCCUCUUGUUUUGGACUUCUAUGUAAGUUUCUCUUUAAAACAUUUCCUUACUUUUAUGUAUCAAAAAAUCCCCUACUUUAUGUCUCUUACUGAUCGACCAUUGAUAAUUCCACCUUUUAAUUGCAUUACGGAGAAGGGUUGUAUCAUACUUUUGGUUAUUUGUGGAGCCUCCCUUAAUUUUUGAUAAUUAACAUAACAAUGAAAAAUGUACUCCUGAAGGAUAAAAGUUGAUCUAGCCAGCAGGGUGAAAGUAGAUGUUUGCUUCAUUCCACUUGUCUUGAUUGGAAACAGGUUGGAUUGCCAUUGUUCCUCUGGUAAAAAUCUCAUUAAUUUGAUCUUCUGAACAUACAGCAGGGCAGGUGUAGUUCCCAUAAUCCAACUCUCUUGAUCAUUUUAAAAUGGCAGCCAAUUUCUGUGUUUGUCCUGUCAUCCUUCCCUUGAUCAUUUUCAAUGUUCAUUGCUGCCUUACUUGUCACGGUAGAGAUUGAAUCGUUGCUUCAAUUGAGCCAAUAUGCCCUAAGAAAACUCUUGGCAGCCAUAAGAACUCACCAAGCCCAGGAACCAUUGCCUUGCAUUCGAGUUUUACUGUUCAUCUCGCACGAUACUUGUUUGUUGCUUCUCCGCGUGACUAACUUGCAUCCGUAAAAAAUGGUGAUCUGAUAGUUUACCCACCCCGUCUCAUUAUGGAAUCCAGCCCGCCCACUCUUACAUCACACUAUAUCCUUCAUUUUGGUGAAUUAUUGGUCUUGCAUAAUUAUAAUGUUGUCAGCAUAGACAAGCAGGAUGAUAUCCGGACCACAUCUCUUCCUGAAAAACAGAGCCUGGUCUUUCAACUUCAAAUAUCUGUAGCCAAAUCUGAUCGUAGCUUGUUAGAAGCACUGGUUCUAUGCUCUCUAUGCUUUUUUUCAGUUCAUAUAGAAUCAAUUCUGGAGUGGGGCUUUGAGAACAAAGGGUGCCGAUGACUAUUAGGAGUCCUGGUAGGAUUGAAAGUGUCUUUUUCCUUCAAGACACGGAGGGGAGUGUAGCAGAGGGACUGGCCUGCACCUAGCUAGCUAGUGUUGAUCAUGUUAUGCCCGACUGUUCUUCUCUUGUGUUCUUGAUACACUGCAAUAUUGGAACCAGAUGGUUUAGCCAUGAAAGUCUUACUGGUGCUGAUUUUUUAUUGCAGCCUCUGCUCGUCGUUGAUGUCUGGGAGGUAAUCUCGUUCACUCUUGUCCGUCUUCAGCACCACCUAGUUUAGUUGGUCGGAUUGUUUUUCUUGGUUUCUACGGGUUCAUCUAACUUUGGCAUUCUUUGAUAUCCUCACGGACAUGCAGCACGCUUACUACUUGGACUACCAGGUGAGUAAUCCUUCUGGCAGAGCUCAUUUGCGUGGAUUCUUUCUCUGGCCUGGUCUUCAGCCUAAUGAUGCGGGGGCGGGGUGGCGUUUGUCUGUCGAUGUUGCGCUGUGCAGAAUAGGAGGCCCGACUUCGUCUCCACCUUCAUUGAGAAGCUCAUCUCCUGGGAUGCAGUCAGCGAGAGGCUGGAGGAGGCCAUUGCCCAAGCCGCCCAUAGGGUUUUCUUAUCUUCAAGCCUCUAG